This is a messenger RNA of Quercus lobata, 2973 nucleotides long. RefSeq names its product DEAD-box ATP-dependent RNA helicase 28-like. Lineage: Eukaryota; Viridiplantae; Streptophyta; Magnoliopsida; Fagales; Fagaceae. The transcript is spliced from 20 exons. Gene Ontology annotation, cellular component: cytosol. Bases 427 to 2625 code for a protein of 732 amino acids. The record is from RefSeq and is a predicted model, not a curated record. Gene Ontology annotation, molecular function: RNA helicase activity; ATP binding; nucleic acid binding.
AUUAAAAAAAAAAAAAAAAAAAAACAGCCCGUUUCGGUGUUUCUUUUCAAACCUAGCCAUCAUCUUCUUUUCUCUACUCAAACCCUAGCCUCUCUCUUUCCCUCACUCUCUGUGCUUCUCUUUGAGCACGAAAUCCACAACGUCGUUUUCAGCUUCCGGUCACGGAAAGUCGCCGGUGGAGAUUCGGACGUGGCAGGUAGCGAGCAAGUGCUUCCUCUAGAGCUAGAUGAAGACAACAACGGUUUCUUAGUAGCCGAGAAUCUGAGCUUCGGGUUUCCUUCUGCCGAUCAGAGAAGACACAGUAGCUUCGUUAGAGAAGAGAGGGAGUGGGUAACGGUGCCAAGAAAAAGCGUCGACGUUCCGUCAGUAACAGCGCCGCCGCGAAGGCCGGUUUCGACGGUGGCUCCGCUUUUUCUUGCAUUUCCUAUGGCUCCAGUUUUUGUUUUCGAAACCUCUAGCGAUGAAGAACACGAUGAUUUUCAACCAGAAGAAGAAGAAGAAGAAGAUGACGAAGAUGAAGAAGAACAGCUAUUAAAUAAGAAGACAGAAUCUCCUUGGGACUUUGCUCCCUACUACGAAUCAGUAGCUGAGGAACAUGCCCGUAAAAGUACAACCUCUAUCGAUUUCAAAAUCAUCAAAGCAAUCCAAAAUCGCACCAUUCCUAUCAUUUCCAACUACGAUGACUCUGAAUCCGAUUCCAACAAACAAGAAGAAGAGGAUAGGAUUGAAGAUGAGGAUGAAGAGACUGGUGAUGCCGUUGAUGUUAAAUCGUUCUAUGUGCCUUCUGACAGAGCUUCGUUUAGUGCCAUUUCAUUCAUUGAGCUGAAUUUAUCGCGGCCUUUGCUUCGUGCUUGCGAGGCUUUGGGGUAUAGUAAGCCUACACCAAUUCAGUCGGCGGUUAUACCGCUAGCAAUGAAUGGGAGUGAUAUAUGUGGGAGUGCCGUUACUGGUUCCGGGAAGACGGCUGCCUUUGCGUUGCCUACUUUGGAGAGACUAUUGUUUCGUCCAAAACGUGUGCUAGCGAUAAGGGUUCUUAUUCUUACCCCAACCAGAGAGUUGGCAGUUCAGGUUCACAGUAUGAUAGAGAAACUUGCUCAAUUUACUGACAUCAGAUGUUGCCUGGUUGUUGGUGGGCUUUCGACAAAGGUGCAAGAGGCAGCCUUGAGAUCAAUGCCUGAUAUUGUUGUGGCCACUCCAGGACGCAUGAUAGAUCAUUUACGCAAUUCUGUGUCUGUGGAUUUGGAAGAUCUUGCGGUACUAAUCCUUGAUGAGGCUGAUCGCCUUCUGGAGCUUGGAUUUAGUGCUGAAAUUCGUGAGCUGGUCCGUCUAUGUCCGAAAAGAAGGCAGACCAUGCUAUUUUCAGCUACAAUGACCGAGGAAGUUGAUGAGCUUAUCAAGCUUUCUCUGACCAAACCCUCGCGCCUCUCAGCGGACCCAUCCAAAACACUGCCACAAACUUUGACUCAGGAGGUGGUUAGGAUACGCCGGAUGCGUGAAGUAAAUCAGGAAGCAGUUCUUCUUGCAUUGUGCUCAAAGACUUUUACUUCCAAAGUUAUCAUCUUCAGCGGAACAAAACAGGCUGCACAUAGGUUGAAGAUUCUAUUUGGAUUAGCUGGCCUUAAAGCUACUGAGCUUCAUGGAAAUCUUACCCAAAUCCAGCGCCUUGAUGCUUUGGAACUUUUCAGAAAGCAGCAAGUCGACUUUUUGAUUGCAACUGAUGUAGCUGCUCGUGGACUUGAUAUCAUAGGUGUUCAAACAGUUAUAAAUUAUGAAUGUCCUCGGGAAUAUAAAAGCUAUAUUCAUCGUGUUGGUCGUACAGCAAGAGCUGGUAGGGAAGGAUAUGCUGUUACAUUUGUUACAGAUAAUGACCGAUCUCUUUUGAAAGACAUUGCUAAAAAAGCUGGUUCCAAGCUGAGAAGUCGAACUGUUGCAGAGCAAUCAAUAACCAAGUGGUCUGAGAUAAUUGAGCAAAUGGAAGAUCAAGUGGCUGAGAUUCUUGAAGAAGAGAGGGAAGAGAGAACCCUAAGAAAAGCUGAAAUGGAAGUAUCAAGGGCAGAAAAUUUGAUUGCAUAUAGGGAGGAAAUAUACUCACGGCCCAAGAAAACCUGGUUUGUUACCGAAAAGGAGAAAAGGCUUGUUGCGAAGGCAUCGAAGGCACCUGUGGAAAAAGAAACAAAUUCUGGAAAAGCGGUAAUCAGUGCACAAGAAGCUGAAGACCUCAAAAUGAAAGAAAAAAGGAAGCGAGAGCAUGAGAAAAAUUUGCCCCGGAAGAAGCGUCGAAAAUUGGAAGCAGCUAGAGAAAUUUUGGAGGAUGAAAAUCAAAUGAAAAAAUUAGAAGGUAAUGAUAAAAACAAGAAUGAAAAGACUGGAUUGUCCCUUGUUGAACUGGGUUACCGACGGGCAAAAGCAGUGAAGGCUGUGAAGAAGGCACUAGAUACAGGCAAGAUUGUGAAGAACACCAAGAAAUCUGAACGUCCUAACCAAAGACAACAAUCAAGGACAAGAGAGAUGCAGGAGCUAUUUCAAAGUGACAUGAGUGAGAAAAAGCAGAAAAGAAAUUCUGUUCCAGGCAAGAAAAAGUCCAAACAUUCAUUUAAGAGCAAGUCAAGGUAUAAGCGCAAGUAGAACUAUGAAGUGAAGCUGGUGGCUAAGUUUUCCUUCGGCAUCUAACUUUAUGUGAGAGAACAAGCUGUCAACGGGAAUUGUGCAUUUGGUGGACAGUGAUAUAUUUAUCUUUGUAACCCAUUUUAUAGAAGAGGUAGCAGAUUCAAAAGUAGUUUGUGUCAGAUAUCAUUUGCAUUUUUGGGGUUGAGGAUAGGAAAGGGGUCCUGCUGCUUUAGGAAGACAUUGUUACUGUAGCAACUAGCUGAUCCAGUUGGCUCCCCUUCAUUUUUGUGAUAAAUUAUUUCGAUGAAGUGUUGUUGUUCCAUUAGUUAAGCAUUAAAGAAAGAAGGUUGCGUUCCAAACUUCCAA